This is a messenger RNA of Coniophora puteana RWD-64-598 SS2, 1230 nucleotides long. Its product is annotated as MFS general substrate transporter. The transcript has 12 exons. Gene Ontology annotation, molecular function: transmembrane transporter activity. Gene Ontology annotation, cellular component: membrane. The record is from RefSeq and is a predicted model, not a curated record. The coding region runs from base 1 to 1230 and encodes 409 amino acids. Lineage: Eukaryota; Fungi; Basidiomycota; Agaricomycetes; Boletales; Coniophoraceae. Gene Ontology annotation, biological process: transmembrane transport.
AUGGGAUCCGUAUCGUCACCUCAGGCUCCCACAAAGGCGCAGCAUAUCCGAUCGCACGUACACCUUGCAGCACUGUCCAUGUAUCUUUUCGUGGAGGGAUGGAAUGACGCCUCCAACGGCCCUCUUUUGCCAAGAAUACAGAAAGUGUAUAGUGUUAACUAUGCUGUUGUAUCCCUCCUCUUUGUAUCCGCAUGUAUCGGUUUCGUGUCCGGAGCUAUAUCCAACGUGUUCUUGACCGAGAAGCUAGGGUUCGGGAAGUUGAUUGUACUAGAAGGAUCUGCUCUGCAGGCAGUGGGCUAUGCAAUUCAGGCUUCCGCGCCCCCUUACCCUGCGUUCGUUUCUGGAUACCUUAUCGGAGGGUUUGGCAUGGCUUUACAGAAUGCACAAGCAGUCGGCUAUGUGGCCAAGAUGAAAGACAAGGCUGAACUAAAGAUGGCUAUUCUCAUGGCGGUAAGCGCGGGAGCACUUUUCUCCCCUCUGGUCGCAACACAGUUUUCAACGCUUCCGCGAUGGUCGUUCCAUUUCUUGACCACGCUCGGACUAUCUUUGGUGAACCUCGUCAUCUAUUCGGUUGUGUUCCGCUUCAAGAACCAAGAUGAGUGCCUCGCACAAAUCGGUCUCACUGUUGGAGAUAGGGGCAAUAGCAGCCAUAGCGAAUUCCGGCAGAUACUUACUUUGAAGGAAGUGCACCUACUUGCUUUGUUCAUUCUGUUUUAUGUGGGCACCGAGGUCACUAUUGGUGGGUGGACGAUUACGUAUAUCAUCGAUGUUCGCGGUGGAGGUGCUUCAGCGGGAUACAUCUCUACGGGUUUCUUUGGUGGUUUAAUGGCGGGCCGUCUAACCCUGCUUUGGGUGAAUGAGAAAAUUGGAGAGCGUCGGGCACUCAUCAUUUACGCCGUUCUUGCCAUCGCCCUCGAAUUCGUUGUCUGGUUUGUCCCCUCCCUUGGAGGCGACGCUUUUGCUGUCGCAGUUAUUGGGCUCUUAAUGGGCCCGAUGUAUCCCAUCGCAAUGAAUCACGCAGGAAGAGUGCUGCCUCGGUGGCUUCUCACAGGCUCCAUUGGCUGGAUCGCUGGCGUUGGCCAAGCAGGUUCUGCUUUGCUCCCGUUCAUGGCAGGCGCCAUAGCAUCCAAGGCAGGCAUUAGGACCCUACAGCCUGUGCUCGUUGGCUUCAUGGCGCUGAUGGUGGGCCUUUGGCUGCUUGUUCCGGCGAGCUCUCGUCGUCAUGAUUGA